Molecule: messenger RNA, 369 nt
Organism: Adineta ricciae
Lineage: Eukaryota; Metazoa; Rotifera; Eurotatoria; Adinetida; Adinetidae
Source: the annotation of a GenBank genome assembly
AUGCAUCUCACAUUUACAGUAUUUUGCCUUUUGAUCGCUCAUGUCAUCUGCUAUCCAUCAGUACGGAAUGUGGAAGUUGAUGACGACAAAAAUAACGAAGAUCUACAAUUAGAACUUCGUUCAAUUCUGAAUUAUCUUGACAAUGAAGAAGCCGAACGAUCAAUUUCAUCAAGUCAAAGCGAUUCGAGCGAAGAUGACGGUGUAUUCACCAAACGAAAAGAUAAUUACAAUGUAAUCAAUCCAGAAUUAAAAUGUGGAAUCGAAUGUGUCGGAAAAUUACGAAAUCCUGAAACAGGAAAAGGCUUGUCAGUUGGCGAAGCCACCAAAGCUUGCAACAAAAUUUGCGGUGAUUUAUUCAGACAUAAAUAA